This is a messenger RNA of Closterium sp. Naga37s-1, 3858 nucleotides long. Lineage: Eukaryota; Viridiplantae; Streptophyta; Zygnematophyceae; Desmidiales; Closteriaceae. The record is from the annotation of a GenBank genome assembly.
AUGGCUGUUCCUGACGAAGCCAAGCUAAUGUCAGCGCUACGUCAGCACCUCCCCGUAGAAUCCGGGAAGUUCCGCAUCGCGCGGGAUUCGCGCGUGGGAUUGGUGAUCGUGGAUGAAGUCAACGGCUUUUGCACUCCCGCCGCGGGGAAUCUGGCCCCUUCUGUGAGAGACGAGCAGAUAGAAAACAUGGUGUCGCGAACAUCCUCGCUGGCCAAUGACAUGCUGACACGUGGCAUGCCUGUACUGGCCUUCCUGGACACCCACGAGGCGGACAAGCCAGAGCCACCAUACCCCCCUCACUGCGUGCGAGGCACGGGGGAGGAGAAGUUGGUAGAGGCCCUGGCGUGGCUUGAGAGGGAAGCAAGCAGGGGAGGAGAAACCGCUACAGCAGCCACAGAUGCUGAUGGCCGUGUGACUAGAGGCAGUGUGACUUUAAUGGAGAAGGACUGUAUUAAUGGGUUUGUGGGCGGCAUACAAGCAGAUGGGACAAACGUUGUGACGCAAUGGGCGAUCAAGCACCAACUGGAACAUAUAAUCGUGGUUGGCAUAUGCACAGACAUUUGUGUCAUGGAUUUCGUGCUGACUGCACUGUCUGCCCGGAACCACGGGCUGUUCGGGCAGCAGCUGAAAGAAAUUGUGGUGGUUGCUCCUGCCUGCUCCACAUACAACCUGCCCCGGCCCGUUGCUGAGAGCCUUGGGAGGGGCGCUACUGCAUCGCAUCCUCAGGAUGCCACCCAUCACUUGGGUCUCUAUUUCAUGCAUUCUCGAGCGGCUGCAGGAGCGGACGAUGCGCCAAUCAUAGUGCCGGAGAUGAUAGAGGGCGCGGAGGUGGUGCCCAAGGGGCCUGACGCGGAAGACGCGGUGCUGCUGGACGCAUUGACGGAGAUGGGGACUGCCCUUAGCGAGCAGAUGGCGAAAGGGCUGGCCAUAGCAGAGGGAGCGGAGGCGGAUCUAGUGGACGAGGUGGAGAGGGGCGUGGGGCUGGUGGAGGCCAUGGCAGCCCAGCCCAACGCCACCCUGUCGGAGCGAGCCAUGAUCAUGGCGCAGGCAUUGCUGCAGCAGGUGGAGCAGGCAGAGGCUAUCAUUGCGAAGCGCAUGGCAGCAGGCAGCAGUGUAGCCUCUGUAACAUCCACUCGAGAAGGCAUACUCGCUACAGUACCACUCGAUAAGAGCAUAAAGCGCACUGACCUGAACGACUCGUUUCUCAACUACCACAAAACCAUCUACCCCGGGCAAGUGAAACUUCGCUGCAUGGGCGAACCCUGCCCGAGCUUCGGCUCCUGCGGUGACUCCUUCCCGACCGUGCGCGCCUGUUUCCGCCCGGAAUUCGCCGACGAAAUUUACUACCGCCCGGACCAGCCGGAAAACUGCCCGAAAUUGUCGCACGCAAACGAGUCAGGGGAGCUUGGGGCGGACCCUCGGUGUACUCACAAGACGGAUCACCACUGGCACGAUGCGAUGGUGUUUCAGCUGUUUGAGCUGCGCGACAUGUUCAUCAACGUGAAUGGGCUCGUGUUCAACCGCUCCCUCCACUUCGAUCGCCACGGCUGCUUUCGAGACCUCGAGUUUGACUACAAGGCAGGGGAGGCCCAGGUGAUGAAGCUGCACCGGGUGGUGUCCCUCGCGUACAACCACGCAGUGGCCUUCUACCACUCGCUCGUGGAGUUCUUCCCCCAGUUCCUCAUGCUCGCUGACCUGCUGCGCGCCAACCCUGACAUCCCCAUCGUCUUCCGCCGCAGCCAGCUGGCCUUCUACAACGAGAUGGUGAAGUACCUGGUGGGGCUGGAGACGACGCAGAUGAACCUGAUAGUGGUGGAGGACACACACCGCUCCAAGCUCAUCCAUGCCGAUGUUGUCUACCAGCCCGUGUACCAGGGGUGUGGCAAGCCCAGCCCCAGCCUGUGGCGCCAUCUGCGUCUCAACUACCUCCUCCCCCCCGACGGCCUGCCCCUCUUCUCCUCCCCCUGGCGCCUUCGCUCCCACUCCCCCGGCCCGUUUUCCGACGCGCGGGCUGCUGUGCUGCCAUCAAACUGGGUGGUGGUGAUGGCAAGGCGGCCGGGGAACACGCGCAAGAUGGUGGGGUUUGAGGGGCUGCUGGAAGCAGUGGAAGGGCUUUUUGGGAAGGACAGGGUGGUGAUUUUCAAUGGCUCUAUACCCAUCCUGGAAGCCAGGGCACUCUUUAACCGAGCAGCGGUCUAUAUUGCAUCGCACGGAGCAGCCAUGGCGAACCUGGUCUUCAUGCCCUCUGCCUCCUGUGUGCUUGAGAUCCGCCCUCGGGAAUACCUCAACGCCUGCUACCACCACCUCGCCUCCGCCUCCCAGCAGAAAUACUUUUUAGUUUUCGGGAACGGCACCAAGGACACCCCACUCGAGUUUCACCUGCCCGACGUGCUGCCCGUGCUGAAAAAUAUUUCGGAAUACACCUUGAGGAGGGUUCGGGAGCAGGAGGAGGAUCCGCUAUUGGAAGAGGGGAGGGAGUGGGUGGAGAGGCUAGCAGAGGGAGGAGGGAAGAGCGCGAGAGAGAUGGGGUUUGUCACUCCUAUAGACGAGGGUUCAGUCAAGGAAGGGACGAUGCCCGAAGAUUUUAUCCGGGCAGAAAUGGACAAUCUGCACCUGAACAUGGGCUCGACCCACUCCCCGAACAUGCUUUCCCUUGAGUGCCCGGGCAACUCCUGCCCGGAUUUCUCGGGCAGCUGCGACAUACGGCCGGAUGCGUCUGCUUGCACGCCGGCCGCAGGAUGGAGGGACGAGGGGUUUCCAAAGCCGCCCGUGCCGGUGAACUGCCCGAAGGAGGACCGGUCGCACAUGGGGCCCGAGGGGAGGAAUGAAAGCUGCACCCAUGCUGCUGACUUCUUCUGGUUCGAGUGGCAGAUCUUCCAGGUGUACAAGCUGCGCAACGUGUACAUCAACGACGAGGGUCUCAUGUUCAACAAGACAACGCACUUCCACCGCGAGGGCUGCAACUGGGACAGCGAGUUUGAGUACAAGAAAGGAACGAAGAUAAAGAGGAUCAAGAGGGUGGUGAACCUGGUGUACCGGCAGGCCUCCUCCUUCUAUCACGGGCUCAUCGAGUGGACGCCCCAGCUCCUCCUCCUCGCCUCCACGCUCCACACCGCCCCCACGCUCCCGCUGCUCGCUCACGCUGGCCAGUGGGACUUUUACCAGCACGUCGCACAGCCGCUGUUGGGCAAUGAUCUUUCAAAGUCUGCCGUUCUGAACAUUAGCGAUGGAGAGAUUUACUUUGCGGAGGAGGUCUAUGUGCCGCUGUACCAAGCAUGUGGCAAGGCCAGCCCGUCCAUUUGGACGGACAUUCGCCACCGCUUCCUCUUGCCGCCCAAAGGCCUCCCGGUGUUCCGCAACAACCAAUGGGACUUGCGCCACGUCAGCACCCUCAAUUCCGCCAAUGCCUCCGUGAUCCCCCCUGAUUGGCUCGUCGUGGUCGCCCGCCGCCCGGGCACCAAGAGGGCGCUGGACAAGUUUGAUGCGCUGCUGGAGGCUAUAAAGAGGAUAUUUGGCCACACGCGCGUGCAAGUGUUUGACGGGUCGAUUCCCAUCCUUUCCGCACAAAAACUCUUCCGGCGGGCUCGCCUCUUUGUGGCGGGUCACGGGGCAGCCAUGGCCAACAUGGUCUUCAUGCCAGCCAACGCUACAGUGCUCGAGAUUCGCCCCGAUAAGUACGAGAACGCGUGCUACCACCACCUGGCGUACGCGUGCGAGCUCCGGUAUUAUCUGACGUUUGGCAAGGGGGACUUCGAGAGCCAGGUUCAGGUUGACUUGGGGGAGGUUUCCGGCAUUUUGCAAGGGAUCAAAGACGGGUUUGCGCCACUGCCAGGUGAAGAGCACCCGAAUUUCAGUUAA